This is a messenger RNA of Diorhabda carinulata, 701 nucleotides long. RefSeq names its product mediator of RNA polymerase II transcription subunit 10 (gene MED10). Gene Ontology annotation, molecular function: transcription coregulator activity. The transcript is spliced from 3 exons. Gene Ontology annotation, cellular component: chromatin; mediator complex. The record is from RefSeq and is a predicted model, not a curated record. The coding region runs from base 79 to 480 and encodes 133 amino acids. NCBI's taxonomy places the organism in Eukaryota, Metazoa, Arthropoda, Insecta, Coleoptera, Chrysomelidae. Gene Ontology annotation, biological process: positive regulation of transcription by RNA polymerase II.
UUGACAUUUGACUUUUUUUGAGAACUAAUACUUGCUGAUGUUUAUAUUUAAUAUAUCUCAGUUUAUAAUAACAGUAUAAUGGCUUCAUCGUCUUCAUUAGAAAAUUUAGAAACUCAAUUAGAAAUGUUUAUCGAAAACGUUCGUCAAAUUCAUAUUAUAGUUAGUGAUUUUCAACCACAAAGUCAAAAUGUUUUGAAUCAAAAACUACAAGCAUUGGUACACGGCCUUCAAGAAGUAGACAAAUUGAAAUCCCAAGUACAAGAUGUCCAUGUUCCUUUAGAAGUAUUUGAUUAUAUAGAUCAAGGACGCAAUCCUCAACUUUACACAAAAGACUGCAUAGAAAAAGCUUUAGCUAAAAAUGAACAGGUCAAAGGAAAAAUUGAUGCUUACAGAAAAUUCAAAGCUAAUAUGUUACUUGAACUUAGUAGAACAUUUCCCAAUGAGCUAAACAAAUAUAGAGCAUUAAGAGGAGAUGAAUAAUUUUUAAGAUAUGUAAAUAAGUAAAAAUUUAACGUAAUUAUUUAUUGUUUUAAUACAUAUUGAUAUAAAUCUUAACCAAUAAAUUCAUUUUGAGUGUUUUAUGACGUGUUUUAUGAUUUAUAAAACACUAAAGUUUUAUAGACCUCAUUAAAGGACAUUAAGUAAUUGAAUGAUUACCUUAUUAUACAAAGCAUUCCAAUUAAAACUAAUUACUGAACAAA